AUGUUUCAUGCUGUGGAGACUGGACACUCUCUCUACCCUAAGCGUAAGGCUGAUCAACAGCUCCCUCACCUCGUCUCUUCCGAGCUCGAGCUCGCCGGAACAACCGUCGUUGUUUCUGACGUCUUUGUUACCUCUGUUUCUGAUGCGAAGACGGUUACUAUGCCUGCGAUUCUCGAAACUGAUGACGUGGAAGCUGCGGUUGCGAAAGUCAUUGCCGCCGCCGGAGCUGAAGCUGACGGUGGAGUGAAGAGGAGAGUGACGGAUCCGUUCGGUUUCAAUUGGAUAUUUGUUUCUCCGGCGAAGGACCAUAACAAAAAGUUUGUCUUUUCUGGAAUCUCCGGUAUGGACUUGGAAGUGCAAAGUGGCACAGGCUCUGCUGUUAAGAGGCGUCGGAUGUUACCUUUCGAUGACGACCCUAUGGAAACAUCGUUUUUCAGCUCUGCGCAGGCUAGAGAGGAAGCAUAUGAUGAGCUUUUACCAGAGGGAUCUCACCUCAUUGAAGGGUUUUCAGAAGACGCAUCUGCCUCAAGCUUAAAGGCAGCAUACGAUGAUUUCGUAAAUGAUCCUCCAACCCUACCCGAUGACUUGGACUGUCUUGAUCUUUAUCUGUAUGCAACAAAGUUGUACGCUGAUUGCAUAAAAGAUCCUGAGACUCACCCCCUACCUGAUGACUCAAGUUUUGGUUCCCCUGAGGUCCAAAUGGAUGUUUCAGAGUACUUAAACCUGUCACCAGAAACAGAAACCAUGGAAGUUAUGAGGCCAUUGACUAGAUCUUCUGGAAAUGUUAUCUUUAAAGGUAGGAAAUCAUUUGCAUGGCUGGUUCCAAAGCUCACAUCUUCGUUCAUCUAUCCAUUUGGUUUAGUCAAACCAUGUGGGGUUGAUGGAGACAUGACUCUCAAGGACAUAAACCAGAAAAUCAGAAUUCCAGCAGCUAAGCCAAAGGAAGACAAAGCAGAGCCUCCGGUGAUCCAAACUUCCGCCUUUUCAGGGAAACCAGUAGUUGGGAAGAUAAAAUUCCACACAGGAGGCAAAGGAAGCAUCACGAUCAUGAGGACGAGAGGCUAACCUAUAAAGUUAAGUAGAAAGUAUAUAAGGUAUUGCAGUAAGAUCCUUGAAUCUAUUUUACUGGACAUAUAGUUCCAGUUACAGCAAAGAAAGCAUCACGAUCCGCUUGAGUUUCACAAGCGGUAUAAUGCCUUAGCCUUUUUUUAUUGUCUGUUGUCACUUUUCACCAUCUCUUAGAUUUUUUUUUUAAACACUCACCAUCUCUUAGAUUUAACUUUAAAUUAAAACACCAAACAAAAAACUAAAGAAAUCAAAGCUUUCGUUUGCAUUUAUAUGUAGUUUACACAAAAGUAUUUUAUGAAAACAGUACAAAAUGUUUUAUGUUAGAAAUGUGACCUUAGUUUAUACAAUAUAUUAUAUAUGUAUAUAAGCAACUGCAACAAUUGCUUUAGAGACAAUCAUGGAAACCUAGCCUUUAGCGCCGUUAAUGUAUUAUAUUUGUUAACGAAGUUGUCUUGUUGGCGAAUUUAAGAAUUAAGAGCUCUUUAAUAAAUGCCGCAAUAGUUAAUAUUAUUGGUACAAAACCAUAUAUAUAUGUUGAGUUGAAUUAAUAUAUUUAGACUUAACUGAUGGUAACAUAUUUCACAAUUAGUCUGGAUUUUAUUAGAAAUCUAAAUUUCUAUUAAAAAUACUCAUCAUACUACGCAAGUUACAAUCUGCAGUGAGGGAAUAUGAAUCCAAUAAAAGCUAUAUGUGAUAUAUACAAGAACUACUAAGGAGUUUUUCAACAAAAUUAUGAAGUCGUUAACUCCCUUUUGCGUGUGUAUAGAAAGCUAUUGGGUCAAGAACUUUCUUCUUGUUCUCUACAAGAACUUCAAGAAAUUGAUAGUCAACUGCAAAGAAGUUUGGGCGAGGUUCGAGCAAGAAAGGCUCAGAUGUUCAAGGAGCAGUUAGAGAAGCUAAAAGCAAAGGAAAAACAACUGUUAGAAGAGAAUGUCCAGUUACGUCAAAAGAUGUUAUAGAUCAAUGGAGAGGGUCGAUUGAUCAACAAAAGAAAUUCAGAGUUGUAGACCUGAAUUUGUAAGUAGCCAGAAAAUAUCAUAUUGUAUGUUUAUUCAAUCAUGCAAACCUUAAAAUUCUUCGUAAAUCAUGUGAAUAAUUUGUUAUAUUAUCUUAUGAUUGUAAUUCUUACACAGUUUAUAAGAGAAUAAUACUUAUAAUCAUUUCAUACUUUAAAAUAUAGUUAAUUUAAUCAUGCCUUACUGAUUUCUAUUAGGGUGUAUUAACGAAGUUAGAUGUAUCUUUGAAAAUAAAGAUUUAUCAAAUUUUUAAAAAGUUUUUGUUAAAAAAAUCAAAAUUUUAAAAAGUGUUGUCUAAUUUUCUAUAAAUCUUAAGUUUUUGCUUAAAGAUUAAAAUCUUGUUGAUUUCAUGAUGUUCUCAAAGUUGUGUGUUGGUAUAAAAAUUGCUGAACAAAUAUUUCCCAGUAACACAAAAUUUAGUCCACUAAAUAAAAUAAACUAGAACUUUACCUGCACUGUGUGCGGGAUUAUUUUAAUUUAUAUAGAAGUCUUAUGUUUUUAAAUGAAAUUUCUUGAUUUGAUGAUUUUUUUUUAAUGAUUUUUGGCGUAAGAUUUAGUUUUCUUGAGAAAACUAUAACAUCUACAUGAGUCUUGAACCAUAGUUGUUAAUUUGAAAUAAUAAUAACUUGUGUAGUUUGACAUUAUGUUUAUAAACUUAAAGUAGUGUUUUA
Molecule: messenger RNA, 2755 nt
Organism: Raphanus sativus (radish)
Lineage: Eukaryota; Viridiplantae; Streptophyta; Magnoliopsida; Brassicales; Brassicaceae
Product: protein XRI1
Exons: 10
Coding region: 1-1065 (354 amino acids)
Biological process (GO): female meiotic nuclear division; male meiotic nuclear division
Source: RefSeq, a predicted model, not a curated record